Molecule: messenger RNA, 818 nt
Organism: Cuscuta epithymum
Lineage: Eukaryota; Viridiplantae; Streptophyta; Magnoliopsida; Solanales; Convolvulaceae
Source: the annotation of a GenBank genome assembly
ACUUAAUCGGCAUGGGUGUAGUCAUACCAAAAGUUGUAUUCUUUAAUACGGAGACCUUCUUUGAAGAGAUCCAUCACAUUCAAGAGCUGCAUUUACAUGAUGUUUCUAUUCAGGUUGUAUCAAAACUUUUGGAUCACGGUUGGCAGCUUCCAACAGGGAACAUUAGGUGCUUGAGAAUGGAUGUUGCAUGGGAUGCUAAACAAACCCGUCACACUUAUCUAGAUUUACCUCUGUGUACUCUAGUCAUUCUAAAUGCUUCUCCAACCAUUGACACUUUGAUCAUAAGUUGUGAUUAUCCGCAAGUGUUGGAGGACAACUGGACCCAAUUAGCAAAGGAGAAGUGUAAUGGCAAUUUCAUAAAUUUGAAGUUUAUCAAGUUAAUCAACGUGGUGGGAGAUUCAAUUGGUGAUCCCAUCAAGUCUUUGGCCCAAAUACUUUUGGAGAGAACACCAGCUUUACAAAAAAUGGAAAUGUGGUUCAAUGUUCGAGAUAGAGAUGACUUCAUGAAAAUAAGCCAAAUCGUGCAUGCCUUCCCAAAGUCCUCAACAGAGGCUUUAAUGUUGCUUCAUUAGAUUGAUUACUUUUUGUGUGUGUGUGAGUGGAUUACUUUUAUGUUUUAAUUUUCACAUUUUACAUGGAAAUAUGUUAAGACAUGAGGUUCCAUCCUAAAAGCUCAACCAUGUUAGGAGGAGUAGUCCAUGUAUUAAUAUAGCACUUUAUUUAUUCAAAUCUUUUCGAUGUGAAACCUUAUAAACCAUUCCUUAUGACAAUACACUUCGUUUGGAUUGUGCUAUCAUUAAUUUGUUUUUUCAUCCGGC